This is a messenger RNA of Ixodes scapularis (black-legged tick), 1825 nucleotides long. Its product is annotated as calcium and integrin-binding protein 1. NCBI's taxonomy places the organism in Eukaryota, Metazoa, Arthropoda, Arachnida, Ixodida, Ixodidae. The coding region runs from base 351 to 911 and encodes 186 amino acids. Gene Ontology annotation, molecular function: calcium ion binding. The record is from RefSeq and is a predicted model, not a curated record. The transcript is spliced from 6 exons.
GUUUCGUUUUGUGUUGUUUGUUGCGCGCGAAUAUGAGGUAAUUACUUGCCGCUCCCUAAACUUUAUUGUCCAAAAAUAACAAAAAACUCUGGUGCGUCUUCACAAACAUAAACUUCCACAGUACAAAAUUUUUCGUCGGGUGUUUCUUGACCUACCGCCCCUACCGCUCGUCCGUCACGGCAUAACGUUGGUCACGGCCACGAAGACGCUCCCAGCGACGGGUCACUGGACAGCGAGUCGCGACCUGGCGAAGUUUCAAGUUUCAGUGCUUCUUAAUUUAGGCACUUUUUACGACGGCAUUCUGCGCGCGCUUGGUGAGCGGCCCGACUUCCGUGUUGUAUGUGUGAGUCAUGGGGCAGCAUCACAGCGCGUUUACCGAAGAGGAGCUCGAAGACUAUCAGGAGCUGACAUACUUCACGAAAAGCGAGAUCAUUCUCGCCCACCAAAGAUUCAAGAUGCUGGCCCCUGAAUUGGUGGCCAAAGAUCGAAAUGCCAAAUUGCCCAUGGAUAAGAUCCUCAACAUGCCAGAACUGGAGGUGAACCCAUUUAGGGACAGGAUAUGCAAGGUGUUCUCCUCGAGCAACGAUGGGAACAUGACCUUUGAAGACUUCCUCGACAUGAUGUCUGUGUUCAGCGACAAGGCCCCGCGGAGUGUGAAAACAGAGUAUGCCUUCCAAAUCUUUGAUUUCAACGGAGACGACAUGUUGUCACCCGAAGAUCUUCGGCAGAUCAUCAGUCGACUGACGCAGAAAGGAGGUCAAGUGCUGCAGCAGCACGAGAUAAAGCAGUUAAUUGAAAACAUUUUGAAGGAAGCAGAUUUGGACGAAGAUCGCCUUCUUGCUUACGCGGAGUUCGAGCAUGCUAUAUCUAAAGCACCAGACUUCAUGAACUCUUUCAGGAUACACUUAUAAUGUCUCAACGCCAUGUGGUUGCGAAAUGUGCUGGCCACUUUGCCCAUGGGACAAGCAUGUCAGUGUUUUGGAAAGUAUUGAGGGACUAUCUCUGUUGUUUAAGAUGGAACAGCGGUCGGAAGACUUAGAGAUCUUUAUAUUUUCUCAAUUUCUGCUUCUCUGCCAAAGUUUUCAUUGUCUUUGCAUUCUUGUGCAGGAUGAUCCUUUUUGUUCCUACAUAUUUGGGCAUUUUUGUCAGCUUACUUGUUUGGGGGCAUUUACCAAAAAGUUAAUUUUAGAGGCGCGCAAAGAAAAUAGUAUGUUGGAAAUGCAAAUUGCAUAUACAAAAGGGGGUGGGCAUGUAGUGUUUAAAUGACUUAAAAAUGAUGAGGCGUCAGUGUUAGCAACUUCUGAGCACCAUGUCACUGCUUGUGACAUAGUGGGUUGUUUCUUGUAGAAUGUCUCAACUCGUAUCCGGUCACCGACUAGCAUGCAGAAAAUGUUCUACUCUUGUUAAGAGGUUUUGGUAUUUGCAUACCCCCCCUUAUAUAGGUUGUGAAACUAUCGACAUGAUUUUAUGUGUAAAAAAUGACAAUCCAUUUUUGAAACAUUUUUUGCUAUGUUGAUCCACAUGUGCCUUCCCGAUUGCCAAAUACUGCUACCGUAAAUUACCGGGGAAGCACUCACUCUUAACAUUUCCCAAGUUUGUGAAUUCUGCAAAUUAUACAUUAAGUUCCCGACUUGACCGGACAAACACUUAUGGCUAGAUUAACCCAGUUUUCAGUGGAAGGGGGGUGGGUGCUUCUCCGGUAUUUUACGGUAGUGCAAUACUCAAGAUGGAAUCUCCAUUGUCUAUGCAUUUUUGUAUGUAGGUUUUUUUCUUCUUAUAAACCACAGCAGGGUUGUUUACAAAUAAAGUGAACUAUACAACACAC